Phytophthora infestans T30-4 is the source of this 1008-nucleotide messenger RNA. Its product is annotated as putative GP-anchored serine-rich elicitin INL13-like protein. Bases 1 to 1008 code for a protein of 335 amino acids. NCBI's taxonomy places the organism in Eukaryota, Oomycota, Peronosporomycetes, Peronosporales, Peronosporaceae. The transcript has a single exon. Gene Ontology annotation, cellular component: extracellular region. The record is from RefSeq and is a predicted model, not a curated record.
AUGUCGGCAGAUGGAGGAAGUCAUUCUCGAACAAAACUCGCCGAGCUCAAGUCUUCAACAAUGUUUGCUGCUGUGUUACUAUCGGCUACCUUUCUCUUCUGGACUGGUGAAGCCGCCGAGUGUACCGACGCCCAAACGGCUUCCGCCUCCUCCGUCUGGGCACAAGCUGCUGCCAAUCCAGCAUGCGCACCGUACGUGACACAGACCGAUCCAGUCUUCGUGAAUGCGCCAUGUGCAGCCACCGACUGCGUUGAUGUCGUGGAGGACGUGGCCACGGAUCUCCCAGACUGCACGUUCAGUGGCAUCAACAUCAAAAUAGAAGUACAGAACGCACUCACGAUUUGCAACGGAGGCGACAUUAGGGACUCAGGAUCUCUGACGGAAGCUAAUGCUACUGCUACCACAGCACCACCAUCGAGUUUGGCUGGUUCGUCAUCGGCACUAACACCGGAAGCAACGACCAUUGCAAUGGAUUCGUACUGCAAUAACGGAGAGAUUAUUAGUCUGUGGAACGAGUACGUCAAGACUGCGACAAGUGAAGAAUGUGCUUCCGACUCGGUUGUCAAUGGCGGUAACAUCGACAUUAUCGCACAGUGCGAUUCGAACUGCACAGAUAAUAUCAGAAACCUGGCGGAGGAGCUACCAAAUUGCUUCUACGACUUCGAGUACAUUAACAAAAAGCAAUACGUCCUGAAUCAGCUAGAAGGAUGCGAUGGGAGUGCCACCAUGAUCACUAUAUCACUACUACCUGACAAUGCUGUUGAUUACUCGGAGUCUAUUGGAUCUGGCAGAACCGCUACACUUUUACCUUCCUCCGGAUCGAGUGCGAUCAUGGUAGGUGACAGCGCUUCUGGAUCAAAACAAUUAAACUCGGGAAACAAUCCAUCGGACAACACAAUGGACGCAUCAAGCGGUGAAAGCGGUAGUAGUGCUACUCCACCACACGGCGGAAAGAUCUUACCGUGGGCUUCACUAGCGGUUGGAAUCGUUGUGGCAUUCCUAAACUAA